GCGGGAGCAGGUGUGGGGACUGGGCUGGGAGCGGAGUUGAGCUGAGCUGAGCGCUUCCUUGUGGAGAUGGAGCUGCUGCUGUGUGUGGCGCUGGCGGCCGCGCUGCUAUACCUGGCCCUGCUACAGCGUUGCACCGGCCGCCGCACCGCCCCGCUGCACCGGGAGCCCGGCAAGGCGGUAGCCCACUACGGCGUCAAAGACACGCCAUCAAUUCGGUUGUCUGGCCUUGCUCUAAGAGUGGCUGCGCACCUGGUUAACACGGUCUUUGGCCAAUUUGUUUUAAUUCCGCUGCUGAUGAGAAUGGUGAACAUGCAUUCACUACGAGACGCAGUCAUUCCAGAAAGCCCUACGUUCAUUCCUGUCGUUGAACCCGAGGGCAGUGAUGAUCCACCGGGACAAGAUAACAAGGAGACCAUUUUGAAUGACCUCAUGCAGCUGAGUGAUGCAGUAGAGAAGCCUGGGUUCAACUUCAGAAGCAUUUCGGAUUUCAUCCAAGAUUACAAGUCGGGUAGAAUAACUCCAACGCAAGUGGCUGAGAACGUGAUCCGAGCUCUGGAGGACUCUAAUGGAAGUGACAUCCCACUGCGAGCUGUCGUACAAUACCAGCCCAAUCUCAUCAUGAAGAUGGCAGAAGCCUCCACUGCACGAUACGCUGCCAAUGCAACCCUCUCCCCUCUGGAUGGGAUUCCAGUCUGCAUCAAGGAGGAGAUGCAAGUGGUCCCGUAUCACCACCGAGCGGGGACGAUGUACCUCGGCGAGGAGCAGGCGACCGAGGACGCCACAGUGGCCAGGAAACUGCGGGAGGCGGGAGCGGUGAUCAUCGGUGUGUCCAACAUGCACGAGCUUGGACUGGGGGUGACGGGCUGCAACGUCAACAGGUAUCACGGCGUUUGCCGGAACCCCUACAACCCUCAGCACUUCCCCGGAGGAAGCUCCAGCGGCUCUGGAGCGGCCGUGGCAGCAGGUCUUUGUCCGUUGGCGAUUGGGAGUGAUGGUGGAGGUUCUGUGAGAAUUCCGGCUUCGUUUUGCGGAAUGGUUGGCCUAAAAGGUACAUUUGGUCGAAUCAGUUGCUACGGAGCAAUUCCUCUUUCCUACUCCAACGUCAGUUUGGGUCCAAUCUGUACCUCAGUGAAGGAUGCCGCCAUAGCCUACACAAUCCUCUCUGGCCCAGACCCAAACUACUCCUACGGCAUCCAUCAGCCUUCACUGAAUCUUGACAAUGUUGGACAUCCUGAUCUGGAGAACAUCAAAUUUGGCAUCGAUUGGAAGUUCUUCACGGACUGUGAUCCUGAGGUCUUGGAGGUUUGCCAGAAAGCGGUGUAUUACCUGUCGGGUUUGGGGGGGAAAAUGGUGGACGUGACAAUCCCAGAGCUGGAGGAGGUACAGACCGCUCACUUCAUCAGCAUCCUGUGUGAAAUACGAGAGGCCCUCACCAUGGAUUUUAAUAAUCACUACCACAGCAUGAAUCUGGAUACUCGCAUGUCUUUGGCCAUUGGAUCACAUUUCACGAGUUCUGAUUUUAUUCAGGCUGGGCGCCAGCGAUCUCGGGCCAUGAAGUUUUUGGAAGACAUUUUCAAAGAAGUGGAUUGCCUCAUCACACCAGCAAUACCCAGUACAGCUCCAUCUUUUAAAUCCUCUGACUGCAGUUUUGGAUGCAGUGAUCUACACACCUUAUUCAGCACAAUAAGAUACAUGCAACUUGCUAACUUCACAGGAAUUCCUGCUCUGGUAGUUCCUGUGGGAUACAGUUCCUCUGGCCUACCCAUUAACCUCCAGAUUAUGAGCAAGUGGUGGGAUGAAGCAACGCUGUUCCGGGUCGGGCUGAAGGUGGAGCAGUUCCGUGCUGAAACCAAGAAACCGCAGAUUUAUUACAAUCUCCUGUAACGAGGCGUUCAGCGUAAGGUGCUCUUUGUUUUCCCGUCUCCAGCCCAGUUUGUCGAUAUUAAUCAAGCCUUUGUACACAAAGCCUGAAAUUUGAAACUCAGUUUUCAAAAUUACCCCCUGCGGUGUCUCCAGUUUAUUUAUUCUCAGUCACGACUAGUUGCAUUGUGUAGGCGCACUAGCGCAAGGGUGCAGAUUGGGUAUUUGGAAACCGCAUCACUGAUUAACCUUGAAAAUCAGAGAAAAAGACACAAAGUGCUGGAGUAACUCAGCAGGUCAGGCAUCAUCUCUGGAGAACAUGAAUAGAUGAUAUUUCAGGUCGGGACCGAUCAGUUUAGUCUAUUGUCAUGUGUGCCGAAGAAAAACAAUGUCCUUUUAUUCUGAGGCUGUGCCCUCUGGUCCUAGACUCUCCCACUACUAGAAACAUCCUCUCCCUAUCCACUCCAUCCAGGCCUUUAAUUAUUCAGUAGGUUUCAAUGAGGCGCCCUCUCAUCCUUCUAAACUCCAGUGAAUACAGGCCCAGAAAUGGCAAACGCUGCCGAUCAAACGGUGUUGCUCGGACAAAUAUUAGGUGUUUGGGGAAAUAUUUGACUAGUAAAUCACCAGCCCUCUGAUCGCACAACUGUAAAGAUGUAGUUUAGUUUAGUGUAUUAUCAUCACAUACCGAGUGUAAGCUUUUGUGUUGCAGGCCAUCCAGUCAGUGGAAAGACUAUACAUGAUUAUAUUGAUCCCAGAAUGUCGUCCAUUCAUGUUCCAUCCAGAGAUGCUGCCUGACCCGCUGAGUUACCCCAGCCCUCAGUCUUUUUUUGUAAACCAGCAUCUGCAAUUCCUUGUGUCUACCUUUUCUUUUGCUCGUUACCUGUUGCAGCAUAGAAACAGGCCCUUCGGCCCAACUCGUCAAUGGCUGCCUACAUGGGCUAGUACCAUAUGCCUACGUUUGGCCCAUACCCCUCUAACCUUUUCCAUCCAUGUGACCAUCAGUAAAAUCUUGAAGAUGCCGGGAACUGCAGAUGCUGGUUGACAGAAAAAGACAAAGUGCUGAAGUAACUCAGCAGGUCCGGCAACAUCCCUGGAGAACAUGGAUAGGUGACUCUAGUAGUGGGCAGGGGGGGAGAAAGCUGGUAGAGAGGUGAGGUUGGGACAAAGCCCAUCAUCUAACCAUGUUCUCCAGAGAUGCUUACUGACCCCUUGAGUAACGCCAGCACUUGGUGUUAAACCUUGUAUCUGAACCCCCCUUCAAAAUCUUUUCCCUCUCACCGUAAACCUAUGCCCGCUCAUUUUUAGACUUCCCCACCCAGAGAAAAAGAUGUGAAAAUCCUUCCUAUCUGUGCCUCUUGUGAUAAGGUCACCCCUCAGCCACCUCCACUCGAGGGGAAAAAUUCCCAGCUUAUCCCCACUCUCCGAACCUCCAGUGCCUACAACAGACUUUAAUAUCUUCUUUGUAGCCUCUCCUUUGAGAACAUUUAUUUAGCUCUUUAGACAUUAAAUGUGCACCAAAUGUUUGUAUGCAAAUCAUGAAGUGCGUCACCAGAACAGAUUUUAAGUGAAUGAGGGGCGGAAAAAACGAAAAUUGAAGGAUCAUGAUAAUUUCAAUUUUUCUGAACUUCUGACACUAAUGCCACUUUUGCUCGAGUCAUUAAGCAGCUUAAACAUUAUAUCUGGAAGUUAAAGUGGCUUCUUAUUAUUCAUAGAGUCCUGUUGUAGGCUUGACGUCAAUGCAAGACCUGAAGACCUGGAAUACUCUCGUAUUCAAAACCAUUGAUCAAGCUUGUGAAGAAAUUCCAUUCGUUAAAUUGUUUUGAGAUACCCAAAGAUGAAGUUUUAUUUUUUCAACAUUUUGCCCUUUAUCAGUGAAGCAUGAGUGGAAAUAAUACAAGGGAAAUACUUCCAGUCUGGCCAGGGUUGUAACAGGGCACUAGAGAUUUAACCAUCCUUCCAAGAGCCUGCAGACGGUGGCAAUCCGGGACAAAGACAGCGAAUGCUGGAAACACUCAGCGGGUCAGGCAGCAUCCGUGGAGAGAGAAACGGCUAACGUUCAAGGUCUUGACACCCUUCAUGAUCACAGUGAAUGGCGGUGCUGGCUCGAAGGGCCGAAUGGCCUCCUUCUGCACCUAUUUUCUAUGUUUCUAUCAGGACAGAGAAAAAUUCAACAGCUAAUUCGGAUAGAGGCUUGGGAAUAGAAAAGAACGUGGCUUUUGAAGGGUAGUAACUUGUAAUGUGUUGCUUAUAAAUUCCCGACGGCAAUUCAUUGACCAAUCGGCCGUGGCUGGGUGAAUGAUGAGUAGGCCCGGGUGCUGGACUGCACACAAAGCCCAGCCGGCGGGCCAGCUGAGGAGCUUUGGCCCCGGGCCGCGCGACAUCGCACGCAAAGUCCGGCGCCCCAUCCAACUCAUGAACUGAUGAUCGGCCAUGAGAAGGAGGGGAGGUGGUGGUGUCAGCGGUAAGCGAAGGUCGGACGGUCGGACAGCUGGCCGGGUUGCCGACCGAUGGGGCCACGGGCGAGGUGCUGCUGCUGCACUCCAUGGGCUGCACUGCGUCGGGACGGGUGAGGCGGGGCUGGACGCGACGUUCUGACCCGACAGUUCCCUCGACCCGAGUAGUAGCAGUCAAAUACGGGACGAGGGCGGUCCCAUAUGGGACAAACCAAUUUAGCCCAAUAGUCGGGAUGUCCCCCCCUAUCUGUAUCCACCUAGCGUGCAAGGAGUGGACGAGGAAGUGGGAUAGCAUACAACUAAUGUGAGCGGGUGAUUGAUUGUCAAUGUGGACUUGGUGGGCCGAAGGGCCUGUUUGCAUGCUGUGCCUUUUAAUCAGUCGAAGCCGAGCAUGUGGGACAAUCCCAGUGGACCAGGCUACACAAUAUGACUUGGACAAGACAGCAUCAGCAGCAUCUCACACAAUGCAGCUGACCAGCCUCAUUAACUACCCUGUCAGAAAACCUCCCUUCGAUGCACCAAUUAUCCCCCCCAACCAUCCCUGUUACCCAGUCAAUCUUGUUUCUUAGAUCUGAUGAAGAGUCUUGGAUCCAAAAAGUUAAAAUCAUUCUCUUUCCACAGAUGUGUAGGAAUGAACUGCAGACGUUGGUUUAAACCAAAGAUAGACACAAAAUGCUGGAGUAACUCAGCGGGAAAGGUAGCAUCUCUGGAGAGAAGGAAUGGGUGUCUUUUCUGGUCAAGUUCCUUCUUCUGUCUGAUGAAGGGUCUCGACCCAAAACGUCACCCAUUCCUUCUCUCCAGAGAUGCUGCUGGUCCCGUUGAAUUCCUCCAACAUUUUGUGUCCACUCUUUCCACAGAUGCUGCCGAACCUGCUGAGUGUUUCCGGCAAUUUCUGUUUUGUUCCUUUCCACUGAUAAUUUGAUAUUGACUUGGACACAAAAUAAAUGACCCAUCUGCACUCAUCUGAUAUGUGGGAUCAUGAAGGGUAGAAGUUCAGCGGAAUAUUAUUUAAGAAUGAAAACGGGUAUUAAAUUAUGGUAAUAAAAAAUCUAUUUCUAUUGCACUUGCCAUUUUUGUUUUGUCAUUAUAUAUUGCUGCUUUACAAUGAACUUAAGUGAUUUAGCUAAAUCGAAAAAUUGUUUUCAGUAUAAUUCACCCUUUGUGAUUGUGAAAUAUUUAAAUUCUAAUAAAAAGCUAUCUAUA
This is a messenger RNA of Leucoraja erinaceus (little skate), 5516 nucleotides long. RefSeq lists its product as uncharacterized. The transcript is spliced from 20 exons. NCBI's taxonomy places the organism in Eukaryota, Metazoa, Chordata, Chondrichthyes, Rajiformes, Rajidae. Gene Ontology annotation, molecular function: catalytic activity. The coding region runs from base 67 to 1884 and encodes 605 amino acids. The record is from RefSeq and is a predicted model, not a curated record.